Medicago truncatula (barrel medic) is the source of this 2334-nucleotide messenger RNA. Its product is annotated as DNA ligase 1-like. The record is from RefSeq and is a predicted model, not a curated record. Lineage: Eukaryota; Viridiplantae; Streptophyta; Magnoliopsida; Fabales; Fabaceae. The transcript is spliced from 2 exons. The coding region runs from base 1 to 2334 and encodes 777 amino acids.
AUGGCCAGAACAAAAACCAUUUCAAAAUCUUCUGAUAAUGAGACCAAUCAAGUGGAACAAUCUCAACCUCCACAACCAAACGCCGCUGCUGAUCAAACCUCUGAUCAACAACUUUUGAGUGAAACCCCUGUACGCACCAUUCUUCAGGACGUAAUCAUUCCUGCUUCUGAAAAUCCCAAAUCUUCCAAAACCAGAUCCUCUAAGAAACCCAUCAUCAAACCCAGACCAAUACCUACCAGACGAUCAACAAGGAUGAAGAAACCUUUGAAGAAACCAAAGGUAUCUCACGUGAAUCUAGAUUCUGACGAAGAAAAAGAAGAUUCAAGUGAUGAUGAAGACUCUGAGGAUGAAACAGAGGAAGAUCCAGAAGAAGAGGAUGAAGACUCUGAACAAACUCUUUCUGACGCAAUGAAAUCAGUAAAAGCUUCCUCAAAAAGGGAUAAGGAACUUACAAAGAAAAUACUUCAAAGGAGGAAGGAGAUUGCUGCUGAAGCUAUGCCCUUAUCUGAGGAAAAGACCUCUGAAGAUGAAGAAGAAAGUGAAGAGGAAGAAUCUGAAGAAAAGGCUGAAAAAGAAGAAGAGAAAGGCUCUUCUAAGAAGCAUGGGAAAGGUAAAGAUAUUACCAAACUUGCUGCUACCUUAAAAGCUUCAAGGACAGAAAAGAUUGCUCUCAGACCAAUGAGUAGAACCAAGUACUUCAACCUUGAAAGCUUAGAGACAAAGGCAUGGAAUCUGAAGGAGUUUACAGAACCUCAAGGAUGGACAGAUUUUGUAACUCUCCAAGAGCAUACCUAUGAAAAUCUGGUCAGAGAAUUCUACACCAACUUGUCAGUUAAGGAGAAGAAGAAUGUGAAUGAAAAGUUUCUCAUUUCUUCUGUUAAAGGUGUAAAGAUUAAGGUAACUCAGGAAUUUCUCUCUGAAGCCUUGAAGAUUCCCAAUGAAGCAACAAAACAAACAUCUGCUGGAUUGCCAUAUGGAAUGCAUCUAACUUCCAUUUUCAAAAAGGCAAAUGUGCCUCUUGAAGAAGAAAAACGCAAGCUAGACUUCAUGACUUUUUCUUCCAAAACUCUAGGUCAACUCCACAUCACUACAUCCAACAUGCCAUCUUCCACAGCCUCUGGAACUUCUGGGUCUGUUAAGAGACUUUCCAACCAGAAUGUUCAGAAGACAAGGAAGAAAAGAAAGCUAGAGGAAAUCAGAAAUGAAUCUUCUGAGAAUGUAGGUGCCAGACCUCCCUCUCCAUCAGCUUUGGAGCUAUUCUCUCAAGUUUCCAAACUUGCUAAGGAGAUUGUUAAAGAAGGAAGCUCUCAGUUCAAAGUCCUGCUUGGAGAAGAUGAUGCUCAGAAGGACAAUGAUGCAUCUCUUCAAGAAGAAGCUGAGAAUGCUAAGCAGGCCACUGAAGUUCAUGAAAGUAUACCUCAAGAUGCUAAGGAAAACUCCCUUGAUCAGAAUCAGAGAGUUGAAGAAAAUACUGAGUUUGAUGCUCAGAUUGUUGAUGAUACAACUCAAGAGGUAGCUGAAUUACUAGCCUCAAACAUGAGUAUUGAUGAAGAAGAAGUUCAAGUUGAACACAUGGAUUUCUCAACUGGGAUUGAUCUAAAUGUUGAAGAUAUCAACACUGACUUCAACAAUGAAGUGUUUCAAGAUGGCCAAGAAACAGCUCAGUAUGUUCAGAAAACAACUGAAGCUCAGAAUGUUGAAGUUCCUCCAACUCAGAAUGUUGAAGUCUCUGAAGCUCAGAAUGUUGAAGAAGUUCAAGUUAUGGCUAAUCAAGAUGAUCAAGCAUUUGAUGAUCAGCAUGCUUCAAAUGAACCCCUUCAAAGUGGUCAGCUGUCAGCAGAUCCAGCGCCUCUGGCCUUAGGAUCUUUGCCCUCUGUGGAGGUACAGCUCAUGGCUCAAACUGGUCAGAAUGUUAAUCUUUCUUCAUCCACCAUGGGUUCUGUUGCUGAAGCAAGCAAUUUCUUGGUUUCUAAUCUUCCCACUCCAAACACCAUCCCCUCAUAUACUCCUCCACCACCACCAAUGAAAACCACCAACACAAGCAAGCUUCCAAACAUGUCUGCACUGUUUGACUCUCUGAAUACUUUUGUUACUGCAAACAGAGAGAAAGAUGAACCUUCUGGUGUUGCUCCUCCUGCCAAAACCUCAAGAGCUGAGAAGUUAGCCUCUAGGGCUCUCAGGGUUUCCACCAAAACACACAAAAUUGUGUGUGCUCUAGCUGACUGGACUGUCAAAGUUCAUGCUCCUGGUUUGGCCAUUUCACCUCCUGUUUUUGAUGACCCAUCCAUUUUUGAAGCAGAACCAUCUUCUGAUUCUGGAGACUCCACUCCAUGA